UCCUGUCAAGAUGGCGGAUAAUCUCCCUUCGGAGUUUGAUGUGAUCGUAAUGGGGACGGGUUUGCCUGAAUCCAUCAUUGCAGCUGCAUGUUCAAGGAGUGGUCAGAGGGUUCUGCAUGUUGAUUCAAGAAGCUACUAUGGAGGAAACUGGGCUAGUUUUAGCUUUUCAGGACUGCUUUCCUGGCUAAAAGAAUAUCAGGAAGGAAGUGACACUGUGACUGAGAGUUCAUGGCAAGAGCAUAUCCUUGACAAUGAAGAAGCCAUUGAGCUUAACAGUAAGGACAAAACCAUUCAACAUGUGGAAGUAUUUUAUUUUGCCAGUCAGGAUUCGAAUGAAGAUGUUGAAGAAGCUGGUGCACUGCAGAAAAAUCAUUCCUCUGUGGCAUCUACAAACUUCACAGAAACUGUAUCUUCUGUCUGCCAGCCUACUGAAGAUGACUCAUUAAAUGCUGCAGGCUGUGGAGUGGCUCUAGAAUCAACCCCAAGCAGUGACCCAGAGAGUGCCCAAGAAGUAAAUGAUGCUCAAGUGGCAGGGGAGAAAGAAAACCAUAGUGAUGAUAAAAUUUCCGAAGAGGAAACAAGUGAAAAUGUCCCUAUAGUGGAGGAUAUAGCAGAGCAACCAAAGAAAAACAGAAUUACUUAUUCUCAAAUUAUUAAAGAAGGCAGGAGAUUUAAUAUUGAUUUGGUAUCAAAGUUGCUGUAUUCUCGGGGACUGCUAAUUGAUCUGCUAAUCAAAUCUAAUGUCAGUCGAUAUGCAGAGUUUAAAAAUAUUACCAGGAUUCUUGCAUUUCGAGAAGGACGAGUAGAACAGGUUCCUUGUUCCAGAGCAGAUGUCUUUAAUAGCAAACAACUUACUAUGGUAGAAAAACGAAUGCUCAUGAAAUUUCUUACAUUUUGUAUGGAAUAUGAAGAACAUCCUGACAAAUAUAAAGGCUAUGAGGAGAUUACAUUUUCUCAAUAUUUAAAAACUCAAAAAUUAACACCCAACCUGCAAUAUUUUGUCCUGCAUUCAAUUGCAAUGUCAUCAGAGUCAAGCAGCAGCACCACUGAUGGUCUCAAAGCUACCAAGAACUUUCUUCACUGUCUUGGGCGAUAUGGCAACACUCCAUUUUUGUUUCCCUUAUAUGGCCAAGGGGAACUUCCUCAAUGUUUCUGUAGGAUGUGUGCUGUGUUUGGUGGAAUCUAUUGUCUUCGCCAUUCUGUACAGUGCCUUGUAGUGGACAAAGAAUCCAGAAAAUGUAAAGCAAUCAUAGACCAGUUUGGACAGAGAAUAAUCUCUAAGCAUUUCAUUGUGGAAGACAGUUAUUUUUCUGAGAACACAUGCUGCCGGGUGCAAUAUAGGCAGAUCUCCAGGGCUGUUUUGAUCACAGAUAGAUCUGUCCUAAAAACAGAUUCAGAUCAACAGAUUUCCAUUCUGACAGUACCACCAGCAGAGGAAGCAGGAACUUCUGCUGUCCGGGUCAUUGAGUUAUGUUCUUCAACGAUGACAUGCAUGAAAGGCACCUAUUUGGUUCAUUUGACUUGCACAUCUUCUAAAACAGCACGUGAAGAUUUAGAACCAGUUGUACAAAAAUUAUUUGGUCCAUAUGAAGAACCGGAGCUAGAACAUGAAGAAAUUGAAAAACCAAGAAUUCUCUGGGCUCUCUACUUCAAUAUGAGAGACUCUUCAGACAUCAGCAGAAACUGUUAUAAUGAUUUACCAUCCAAUGUUUAUGUCUGCUCUGGCCCAGACUGUGGUUUAGGAAAUGAUAAGGCAGUCAAACAGGCUGAAACACUUUUUCAGCAAAUCUGUCCCAAUGAAGACUUCUGUCCUCCUCCACCAAAUCCUGAAGACAUUAUUCUUGAUGGAGACAGUUUACAGCCAGAAGCUUCUGAAUCCAGUGCCACGGCAGAGGUCAGCUCAGAGAUUCCUGUUGAAAAUACAAACCUGGGAAACCCAGAGGAACCCUGUGAAUAAAGUAUAUACACCAAACUCCAUUCCCCGCUUUGGAACUUUUUCCUGGCCUCAGAGUUUUCUUGCUACAAGGAGUGGUUUU
Molecule: messenger RNA, 2036 nt
Organism: Dipodomys spectabilis (banner-tailed kangaroo rat)
Lineage: Eukaryota; Metazoa; Chordata; Mammalia; Rodentia; Heteromyidae
Gene: Chm
Product: CHM Rab escort protein
Exons: 15
Coding region: 11-1957 (648 amino acids)
Biological process (GO): vesicle-mediated transport; small GTPase-mediated signal transduction; protein geranylgeranylation
Cellular component (GO): cytosol; nucleus; Rab-protein geranylgeranyltransferase complex
Molecular function (GO): GDP-dissociation inhibitor activity
Source: RefSeq, a predicted model, not a curated record